Molecule: messenger RNA, 4626 nt
Organism: Jatropha curcas
Lineage: Eukaryota; Viridiplantae; Streptophyta; Magnoliopsida; Malpighiales; Euphorbiaceae
Gene: GUN5
Product: magnesium-chelatase subunit chlH, chloroplast, putative / Mg-protoporphyrin IX chelatase, putative (CHLH)
Biological process (GO): chlorophyll biosynthetic process
Cellular component (GO): chloroplast
Molecular function (GO): magnesium chelatase activity
Source: RefSeq, a predicted model, not a curated record
GAAGAAGAAGAAGAGGAAACUCCCUCUCUCUCUUUCUUUAUAGAAGCAAAUACCCAGAAAGAAAUUAUAAAUAAAAAGUAUUUUUGUUUUUAGAGUCUCUCCUCUCGACUUUUCUAUUUCUUCCUCUGUAAUUUAGAAAACAGAGGAGGAUAAACAGAGUGCUCUGUUUUUGAGUUGCUUGUUAGUGUAAAAAUGGCUUCUCUUGUAUCUUCACAAUUUAUUGUGCCAUCUUCGAAACGAGACCAACUUUCUUCACUAGCUCAAAAACAUAACUUUCUCCAUUCAUUUCUUCCAAAGAAAACCAUCCAAAAAAACUCCAAAUCAGCCUUGAAAGUAAAAUGUAUUGGAAAUGGCCUUUUUACACAAACAACACCAGAAGUUCGAAGAAUUGUCCCUGAGAAGAAUGAGAAUCAAAAUCUCCCCACAGUCAAAAUUGUCUAUGUAGUUCUUGAAGCCCAAUACCAGUCUUCACUUACAGCUGCAGUUCAAGCUUUAAACAAGACUUCCAAAUUUGCGUUAUUUGAAGUGGUGGGUUACUUAGUAGAGGAGCUUAGAGAUGAAUCUACAUACAAAACUUUCUGCAGAGACAUCGAAGAUGCAAAUAUCUUUAUUGGUUCAUUGAUCUUUGUUGAGGAGUUAGCAUUGAAGGUUAAAGAUGCUGUGGAGAAAGAAAGGGACAGACUUGAUGCAGUUCUGGUGUUCCCUUCAAUGCCUGAAGUAAUGAGACUUAACAAAUUGGGUUCUUUUAGUAUGUCACAACUUGGCCAAUCAAAAAGUCCAUUUUUUCAGUUAUUCAAGAGGAAGAAACAAGGGGCAGGUUUUGCUGACAGUAUGUUGAAGUUGGUAAGGACUUUACCUAAGGUUUUGAAGUACUUGCCUAGUGAUAAAGCUCAAGAUGCCAGGCUUUAUAUCUUGAGUUUGCAAUUUUGGCUUGGAGGGUCUCCUGAUAAUUUGCAGAAUUUCUUGAAAAUGAUAUCUGGCUCUUAUGUGCCUGCAUUGAAAGGGAAAAAGAUUGAGUAUUCUGAUCCAGUUUUGUUCUUAGAUAGUGGAAUAUGGCACCCUUUGGCUCCUUGUAUGUAUGAUGACGUUAAGGAGUAUUUGAAUUGGUAUGGAACUAGAAAAGAUGCUAAUGAGAAGCUUAAAGACGCUAAUGCACCAGUUAUCGGGCUGAUUUUACAAAGAAGUCAUAUUGUAACUGGUGAUGAGGGUCACUAUGUUGCUGUGAUUAUGGAGUUGGAGGCAAAAGGUGCUAAAGUGAUACCAAUUUUUGCUGGUGGGCUUGAUUUUUCAGGGCCAGUUGAGAGAUAUUUGAUUGAUCCUGUUACGAAGAAACCUAUGGUGAAUUCAGUUGUGUCAUUGACUGGUUUUGCACUUGUUGGUGGCCCAGCAAGGCAGGACCAUCCUAGAGCUGUUGAGGCAUUGAGUAAGCUUGAUGUGCCUUAUAUUGUCGCCUUGCCUUUGGUGUUUCAAACAACUGAGGAAUGGUUAAACAGUACUCUAGGGCUUCACCCAAUCCAGGUUGCAUUGCAAGUUGCUCUUCCUGAGCUUGAUGGUGGAAUGGAGCCAAUUGUUUUUGCCGGCCGGGACCCAAGAACAGGAAAAUCACAUGCUCUUCACAAGAGGGUGGAGCAGCUUUGCACCAGGGCAAUCAGAUGGGCAGAACUGAAAAGGAAAUCAAAGACCGAGAAGAAGCUGGCAAUCACCGUAUUCAGUUUCCCUCCAGACAAGGGGAAUGUUGGAACAGCAGCCUACCUUAAUGUCUUCUCCUCCAUCUUCUCAGUUCUAAAGGAUCUCAAAAAAGAUGGUUACAAUGUUGAGGGCCUUCCAGAGACUUCAGAAGCCUUAAUUGAAGACAUACUUCAUGAUAAAGAGGCUCAGUUCAGCAGUCCAAACUUAAAUGUUGCUUACAAAAUGGGUGUUCGGGAGUACCAAAGCCUUACUCCCUAUGCAACAGCAUUGGAAGAAAACUGGGGUAAACCUCCCGGGAAUUUGAAUUCUGAUGGUGAGAACCUAUUGGUGUAUGGAAAGCAGUAUGGAAAUGUCUUUAUUGGCGUCCAGCCCACUUUUGGUUAUGAAGGCGAUCCGAUGCGAUUGCUUUUCUCAAAAUCUGCCAGCCCACAUCAUGGGUUUGCUGCUUACUACUCAUUUGUUGAGAAAAUUUUCAAAGCUGAUGCAGUACUGCAUUUUGGAACUCAUGGUUCGCUUGAAUUCAUGCCUGGAAAGCAGGUGGGAAUGAGUGAUGUGUGCUAUCCAGAUUCUCUCAUUGGGAACAUACCUAAUGUCUACUAUUAUGCAGCAAAUAACCCAUCUGAAGCUACAAUAGCAAAACGUCGAAGCUAUGCUAACACUAUUAGCUAUUUGACCCCUCCAGCAGAAAAUGCAGGUCUUUACAAGGGUCUCAAGCAGUUGAGUGAGCUUAUCUCCUCAUACCAGUCCCUUAAAGACACAGGUCGUGGACCUCAAAUUGUGAGCUCCAUAAUUAGCACUGCUAAGCAGUGUAAUCUCGACAAGGAUGUUGAACUUCCAGAUGAGGGAGAGGAGAUCCCUGCUAAAGAGAGAGAUCUUGUGGUUGGAAAGGUAUACUCCAAGAUCAUGGAGAUUGAAUCCCGGCUUUUGCCAUGUGGGCUUCAUGUGAUAGGCGAGCCUCCAUCUGCCAUGGAAGCAGUUGCAACUCUUGUCAACAUUGCUGCACUUGAUCGUCCUGAAGAUGAGAUUUGCUCACUCCCAUCUAUUUUAGCUGAAACUGUUGGACGAGAAAUUGAGGAAGUCUAUAGAGGGAGUGACAAGGGAAUCUUGAAGGAUGUAGAGCUUCUUCGGCAAAUAACUGAGGCAUCACGUGGUGCCAUAACUGCCUUUGUAGAACGAACAACUAACAAGAAGGGCCAAGUUGUAGAUGUUGCUGAUAAGCUCACGACAAUCCUUGGAUUUGGUGUCAAUGAACCUUGGAUUCAGUACUUGUCAAACACAAAAUUUUACCGGGCAGAUAGAGAUAAGCUGAGAACAUUGUUCCAAUUUCUUGGAGAAUGUUUGAAAUUAGUUGUUGCUGAUAAUGAGUUGGGGAGUCUAAAACAAGCUUUGGAGGGCAAAUAUGUUGAGCCAGGUCCUGGUGGUGACCCUAUUAGAAACCCAAAGGUGUUGCCUACAGGAAAGAACAUUCAUGCACUGGACCCACAAGCUAUUCCUACAACAGCAGCAAUGCAAAGUGCAAAAGUAGUGGUGGAUAGAUUAGUUGAGAGGCAGAAGGCUGAUAACGGAGGAAAGUAUCCCGAGACAGUCGCACUUGUGCUGUGGGGAACUGAUAACAUCAAGACUUAUGGUGAAUCUCUGGCUCAGGUCUUAUGGAUGAUUGGAGUGAGGCCAGUUGCUGAUACUUUUGGCAGGGUUAACCGAGUUGAACCCGUAAGUCUUGAAGAGCUUGGAAGGCCUAGGAUUGAUGUUGUUGUGAAUUGCUCGGGAGUUUUCAGGGAUCUCUUCAUAAAUCAGAUGAACCUGCUUGAUCGUGCAGUGAAGAUGGUUGCUGAGCUUGAUGAGCCAGCUGACCAAAACUAUGUCAGGAAGCAUGCUAUAGAACAAGCUGAAACCCUUGGAAUCGACAUUCGAGAAGCUGCAACACGAGUUUUCUCCAAUGCCUCAGGAUCCUACUCCUCAAACAUAAACCUUGCAGUGGAGAAUUCUUCUUGGAAUGAUGAGAAGCAACUUCAGGACAUGUACUUGAGCCGGAAGUCCUUUGCAUUCGAUUGUGAUGCCCCAGGUGCUGGAAUGAUGGAGAAAAGAAAAGUGUUUGAGAUGGCUCUGAGCACAGCGGAUGCCACAUUCCAAAACCUGGAUUCCUCAGAGAUUUCACUCACUGAUGUAAGCCAUUACUUUGAUUCAGACCCAACAAACUUAGUGCAGAACUUAAGGAAGGACAAAAAGAAGCCGAGUGCAUACAUUGCAGACACAACAACAGCUAAUGCUCAGGUCCGCACACUAUCUGAGACUGUCCGGCUUGAUGCACGGACCAAAUUGCUGAACCCUAAGUGGUAUGAAGGUAUGCUGUCUAGCGGGUAUGAAGGUGUUCGUGAAAUUGAGAAGAGGCUGACAAAUACAGUUGGAUGGAGUGCGACUUCUGGCCAAGUCGACAACUGGGUUUAUGAAGAGGCAAACACCACUUUCAUACAAGAUGAAGAAAUGCUUAAUAGAUUGAUGAGCACUAAUCCAAAUUCAUUUAGGAAGUUAGUGCAGACAUUCUUAGAGGCCAAUGGCCGUGGUUACUGGGAAACAACACAGGAAAAUAUUGAGAGGUUGAGACAGCUCUACUCAGAAGUUGAAGACAAGAUUGAAGGAAUUGAUAGGUAAAUAGGUAAACGAAAUGCUAUAGAGUUGAGUUGAAAUAUCAAUUCAAAUGAUCCAAUCUGAUGAGUCUGAAGUUGCUUCUCUUCAUGCUAGUAAUUGAAUGGACGCAAUUUCCUGGAACACUUGAAAUGUAAAAUUUGUUUAUAAAAGUCCAUGAUGUAAUUUAAUCCCCGUGACAAGGGAGUUGCCUACUGUUUAAAUAUCAAGAGGAAAAUCUUCACUUGAUUCCUGACAAUUAUGCAACUCCUUAUCAACUAUAAGAAAUAUUACUUCAGCUGAUUUGUUAUUAUC